Molecule: messenger RNA, 2156 nt
Organism: Branchiostoma belcheri (Belcher's lancelet)
Lineage: Eukaryota; Metazoa; Chordata; Leptocardii; Amphioxiformes; Branchiostomatidae
Product: aspartate--tRNA ligase, mitochondrial-like
Exons: 20
Coding region: 17-1969 (650 amino acids)
Biological process (GO): aspartyl-tRNA aminoacylation
Cellular component (GO): mitochondrion; cytoplasm
Molecular function (GO): aspartate-tRNA ligase activity; ATP binding; nucleic acid binding
Source: RefSeq, a predicted model, not a curated record
UUUUGUUAGUAUAUUGAUGACGAAAUUGUUUACAAGAAACCGGUUAGCUGUAAAAAUGAGCAGUUUUGUCGCACGAUGGCUGGUAUCCAGGCUAUUCCGAGGUCUGACACACACACAGGUCCAACCUGUGAGGCAGUUGAGGUUGGCAAGACCUUUAUCGUCCUUCAAAGAUGUGAGUUCGUACAGCUUGAGAAGUCACACCUGUGGUGAGCUGAGAGCAGUGCAUGCUGGGGAGGAUGUUAGCCUCUGUGGAUGGGUCCAAUUUCAAAGAAAGCAGUUGUUUGUGACCCUCAGAGACUCCUAUGGAGUCAUUCAGCUGGUCCUGCCACAAGACAAGAGCCAUGCAGACAUUAAGCAGACGCUGGCCCACCUCCCCCCAGAGUCGGUGGUUUGUGUCCAAGGGGUCGUUCAACUCAGACCCAUCGGAGAGGCCAACAAGGCCAUGGCUACAGGUGAUGUGGAGGUGUCAGUGAGUAAAGUUGAGAUGGUCAACAAGAGUAAAAUCCUCCCCUUCCAAAUCAGGGACUUCUUCCAGGUGAAUGAACACCUGAGACUGAAGCACAGGUACCUGGACCUGAGGGGCUCCCAGCUACAGAACAACCUCAGGGUCAGGUCACAGGUCAUCAUGAAGAUGAGGGAAUUUCUCGUCAACACACAUGGAUUUGUUGAUGUGGAGACUCCAACACUAUUCCGCAGAACUCCUGGGGGUGCUCGAGAGUUUGUAGUUCCUUCCAGAGAAAAGGGAAAGUUCUUCUGUCUUCCGCAGAGUCCUCAGCAGUUCAAGCAGCUCCUUAUGGUGGGAGGAGUGGACAGGUAUUUCCAGAUUGCCAAGUGUUACAGAGACGAGGACCUGAGACAAGACAGGCAACCAGAGUUCACACAGGUUGACAUAGAGAUGUCCUUUGUUGACCAGAGGGGGGUUGAGCAGUUAAUAGAAGAGCUGCUGGAGCAUGCAUGGCCUGAUGGGAAGGCUCCACUCAAGCUGCCUUUUCCCAGAAUGCCUUACAAGGAUGCUAUGGAGAAGUACGGCAGUGACAAACCUGACACUAGGUUUGGAAUGGAGUUGCAUGAUGUGAGUGACAUCAUGAGGUCGAGUGGGGUCACUGUGUUUGAGAGGUUACUUAAGGACAGUCCAGGAAACAGUGUUCAGGCCUUCAAUGCCAAACAGGCAGCUCUGCACCUGAAGACCAAAGAUAUAGAAAAACUGCAGGAUGUUGCAAAACAGGCCACGUCUAAGGGCUUGUCUGUUCUACAGGUAGUAUCAGGAGGUGAGGUGAAGGGGCCGAUGGCCAAGCACAUCAGCGCCCCCUGUAAAAAAGCCCUGCUGCAGGAACUGCAGGCAGAGGAAGGCGACAUGCUGCUGCUGGCUGCUGGGGAGCAUCUCAAAACUUGUGAGCUCCUUGGAAGAAUACGAGUAGAGUGUGCCAAUGUCUUAGAAACACACGGUGUCCACCUCAGGGAUCCAGAUGUCUUCAACUUCCUGUGGAUAACCGACUUCCCACUGUUUGUACCAAGAGAAGAUGGUUCAGGGUUGGAGUCGGCUCACCAUCCCUUCACAUCCCCACAUCCUGAGGACACAGACCUGGUGUUCUCACAACCACACAAGGUGCGCAGCCAGCAUUACGACCUGGUUCUGAACGGUAAUGAGAUAGCAGGCGGUUCCAUCCGGAUCCACAACGCGGAAUUACAGAGGUACAUCCUGGAGGAAGUCCUGAAGGAAGAUGCAUCAGUUUUAGACCACCUCCUGGAAGCCCUGCAGUCUGGCUGUCCCCCACAUGGGGGCAUCGCUAUAGGGUUAGACCGGCUGAUGGCUGUCCUCUGUAAGACUGACAGCAUCAGGGACGUCAUCGCCUUCCCAAAAUCCCACGCAGGUCACGACCCCAUGAGCGGAGCGCCCUCAUGGCUGACUGAUGCGGAACUGCAGCCUUUCCAUGUCAGAGUUCAACCUGGGUCAUCUUCAGAAUUAUGAUAUAUAAGAGCUAUUCUUCAAUCAACAAUGUUGGCUGAUGGGCAGAAUGUUGACUUUUCUUUAGCUUCAGUUGUGACACAACUGAUGUCAUCAAUGCUGCAUCUUACAUAUUAUUUGCUACAUGUACCAACUUGAAAGAUAGUAUUCUAUAUUGUAAUUUAGUUUCAUUGCUUCAUGUCUGUCUAGA